CGUUUCCGCCUUCACUCGCACUGGGUGAGAAAUGCUUACUGGCCCCAGACUGUUGAUGUCAAAAAGAAACUAAACGUAUGUGGUCAGCUUGUACAUCAGAAUGUGACGGUUCCUGUUUCGGGUUUACCAGUGAGCUGUUUCCCUCACAGUUAACAUAAACGUACGAGGUCCACUAAAACUGGCCUUCCUCAUUUAACAUGGCAGCAGUAGCUGCAGUGAGGGCUCUCCUCUCUUUACAUCAAUCAGUGACGUUGCAGCACAGCUUUGGGCACAUUCCAGCGCAGUCGCCAUCAACCUUCCUCCUAAGGGUUUUUUGCAGUGCCCCUAUAGAUGGUAAUGAGCUCAAGCCGCCGGUGGACACAGAGAAUGUAUCUCUGCUGGAGAAUCUGAAUCUCUUGGGAGUCGAUGUGAAGAUGGCACGCCUCCGUCAGCCCGGGGUGCUUCGUAAAGCCUCCACUAAUGAGCAAGGGCUCACAAGGUUUCUGCAGGGUAAAGGUGCCAGCCGCAAAGUCAUCGCCGGCAUCAUAUCCCGUUACCCCCGCGCCAUCACCCGCUCGAUCGACCACUUGGCCCAGCGCUGGGACCUAUGGCGAGACAUCUUCCAAAAGGAUGAAGAAAUUGUGAGCAUCCUGGAUCGCUCACCAGAGUCUUUCUUUCGCACCAGUGAUAACGGGAACUUGAAGAAAAACAUAGCCUUUCUGACCUCGCUGGGACUGAACGCCAAAGACCUCCAUCGGCUGCUGACCACAGCACCGCGGACAUUCUCCAACAGUUUGGCGCUCAACAAGCAGAUGGUGGAGUUCCUGGAAGACAUUUAUGCCAAACUUGGCGGAAAUAAUCCAGAACAGUUUCCUAGAUUUGUCAUAUCCAGAAACCUUUACAUUCUCAUCCGAAGCACGAAGAGAGUCAAGACAAACAUUGAUAUGCUGAGAGCUUCUCUUCAGUUGAGAGAUUCAGAACUGCUUGCUCUUCUAGAAGGCUCCGGGGCAGAAAUACUGGAUCUUUCCAAUGAAUAUCUGAAAAGGAAUUUUAAAAGUCUCAACCAGAGGAUGGCUUCACUUGGCUGUCGGAAAGCUGACCUAAAAAAACUAAUCCUCAGCUAUCCAAUAGUUCUGUACAUUGGGCCAGACACGCUGAAUACUAAACUGGACUGUCUCCUAAGUGGAGGAAUAACAAUGAAGCAAAUCCUGGAAAAGCCCAAAGUGUUAGACUACAGCACACAGAACAUUACAGGGCGACUCGGGGAGCUGCAGAGAUUGGGGUAUGACUUCCAGAAGAGUGGCAUCAACAUCCUGGACUCUAGCCGAAAGCGGUUUGAUGCAAAGAUGGGAAAACUUAAUGCCUCACCAGACGACUGAAUGGAGCCGUCUGUAUUAUGAUGUUACAGUGUUGGAUGCUGCUUUUACUUGAGCUUUGCGUCACGACAGUCAUGUUGUAACUAUAAUAUGAUUUCUGACUUUGUGGAUGUCUCUUUUUGUAAUGUUUCAAUACAUGUGGUAGGGCUACAAUGACAAUCAUCAUAAAAUAAAAUCCCAAUUUUCUGUACUCCAAGGUCGUAUUUCAAAUGUCUUCUUUAGGCCAACCAAUAAUCCAAGAACCCCAAAAAAUAUUUAUUUACGAUCAUCAGUUUCUGUCUAAUUUUCUGUAGCUCUAAUAGCUUUGUUGACAACAACUAUUUGCAUGUCCAUUAUUUUUUUUACUUGGGAAAAUAUGUAUACAUUACAUGUUUGAAAUAAAAGAGAUAUCCAAAAGGCA
Messenger RNA from Cyclopterus lumpus (lumpfish), 1755 nucleotides. RefSeq names its product transcription termination factor 1, mitochondrial. Gene Ontology annotation, cellular component: mitochondrial matrix. The transcript is spliced from 3 exons. The record is from RefSeq and is a predicted model, not a curated record. The coding region runs from base 198 to 1358 and encodes 386 amino acids. Gene Ontology annotation, molecular function: double-stranded DNA binding. Lineage: Eukaryota; Metazoa; Chordata; Actinopteri; Perciformes; Cyclopteridae. Gene Ontology annotation, biological process: regulation of DNA-templated transcription; termination of mitochondrial transcription.